AUGCCCAUGCCGCCGCGCCCGCAACCUCAACCAAUGCCUGUUCCGCCCCGUCCGCAACCGCAACCCCAGCCGAUGCCUCCGCAACCGAUGCCGCAGCCGCAACCAUUCCCGAGACCAACCCCUGGCCGCGACCAGCCAUCCUGUCCAAAUCAUCUCGAAUGUCGCAACAUUGAUGUAAACUUCCAUCGUUUCCAAUCGAGGGAUCCCUGCACUUUCACAUCCACGAGGUUUAACGACUGCACCGCCUGCUGCCGGAAAAACUUCCCCCGUCAAUUCUGGGGAUCGAUGCGCUCCUCCUUCACCCAGCAGCGUGGCCAAAGCGCGUGCACCUGCUGCAGCACCUCUUUCUGCCGUGGA
This is a messenger RNA of Mesorhabditis spiculigera, 357 nucleotides long. NCBI's taxonomy places the organism in Eukaryota, Metazoa, Nematoda, Chromadorea, Rhabditida, Rhabditidae. The record is from the annotation of a GenBank genome assembly.